This is a messenger RNA of Colletotrichum karsti, 792 nucleotides long. Its product is annotated as disrupter of telomere silencing protein. Gene Ontology annotation, cellular component: cytoplasm. Gene Ontology annotation, molecular function: thioredoxin peroxidase activity. The coding region runs from base 1 to 792 and encodes 263 amino acids. Gene Ontology annotation, biological process: cell redox homeostasis; cellular response to oxidative stress. The record is from RefSeq and is a predicted model, not a curated record. Lineage: Eukaryota; Fungi; Ascomycota; Sordariomycetes; Glomerellales; Glomerellaceae. The transcript has 2 exons.
AUGCCCGUCGAGCUCCGCAAGCGCAAGGCCCCCGAGCCCGCUCCGGCUCCUGCCCCCAAGAAGGCCUCAUCCAAGGUCGCGAAGGCCGCUGGCAAGGUCAAGGAGGCUGUCAAGGGAAAGCCCGCCAAGCCUGCCGCCGAAGAGCCCGAGAAGCCCGCCGAGAAGCCCGUCGCUGCCAAUGGCUCCGACAAGAAGGUCAAGGCGACCAAGGGCGAGACAAUCAACCUCGACGGCUUCGGCGGCGAGAUCGAGGACAACGACGGCGAAAAGACUACUCUGAAGGAGCUCGUCGACAAGAGCAAGGCCGGAGUUGUCCUCUUUACCUACCCCAAGGCCUCGACCCCCGGCUGCACUACGCAAGCCUGUCUCUUCAGGGACUCCUACGAGCCGCUCACCAAGACGGGCCUGGCCAUCUACGGCCUGUCCACGGACUCGCCCAAGGCCAAUACCACUUUCAAGACGAAGCAGAAGCUGCCUUACCCGUUGCUCUGCGACCCCAAGGCCACCCUCAUCGGAGCCAUUGGCUUCAAGAAGCACCCCAAGGGCACCCAACGUGGUGUCUUCGUCGUCGACAAGUCCGGUAAGGUCCUCGCCGCUGAGCCCGGUGGCCCGGCUGCCACCGUCGAAGUCGUCAAGGCGCUCGUCGAGGAGGGCGGCGCCGAUGCUGAGCCUGCUGCCGAGACCGCUGCCGCCGAUGCUAAGGAGGAGCCGGCCAACGGAGAUGCCAAGGACGACGAGAAGGAGGAUGCCGCUGAUGAGGCCGAGAAGAAGGAUGAGAAGAAGGACGAGUAA